UGAAGAAUUUAUAAUUAUUAAAGAUAUUUCAAGAUAUAAUAUAAAAACGAAGCAUUUAUUAAUUACUUUUUUACAUUCUAGUGAUAUAUGUAUAUUUGGUGAAUUUAUUUAUAUUAUAAACGAUGAAUAUAUUAUGUGCUAUAGUUAUUAUUAAUGUGCUAAACUACGUGCAGGCGUCAGAUUUAGCGAAGAAUUGGGGAAUAGUUGGCACUCCUUUGGGGAGUGCUUAUCCAUGCAAAGGAAAUGACGUAGUUUUAGCACAAUUUGAAGCAGGUUUGAGCCCAGAAGAAGAAAAUAAAUACAGCUUAUAUAUUGGAGAACAAUUUCCUACUCACUCGCGUAUUAUAAUUAAGUUCGAUUCUGAAGCAACAGUAACUUUGGUAAAUGACAAAGUGGCAAGAAUAAGAAAUGUUGCAGCUGACUUGGUAGUUUUUAUAUCCUUUUUCAAGCCUGGGUCCUCAUUGAGCCUCAUCAUUAAGGGUCCACAAACGGGAACAGUUCCGUACCCCACUUCUAUCGAUGUCAACUCAGUGGAAUACUGCAAACAACCGGCGCCGGGAUUUCUUGACAGUGUUAUUGAGGGAUAUAAAGGAACAGCUCACGUGGCACCGUCAGUUCCAUCUGGUUCGUGUGGGAGACGCAAAGUGGUGCAUACGGAGCUGAUCGUGAAUGGACAACCCACCAAACCUGGAGACUGGCCCUGGCAUGGAGCCAUCUAUAGGCUGGAACAAUCCUCUGUGAGAUAUAUUUGUGGUGGGACGUUGUUGUCCAAAACUUUUGUUCUAACAGCUGCUCAUUGUGUAACCAUUAGUGGAAAUCCAGUACUACCAGAGAUUUUGAGUAUCAUUUUUGGAAAGUACCACCUGAUUGGUGGUGAUAUAGCAACACAAGAGAGAGAGAUACAACAAAUUAUAGUACAUGAAGAAUUUAAUGCAUCCAGACUAAACAAUGAUAUUGCAUUGAUGAAAAUGAAGACUGAAGUAUCUUAUGAUGAUUAUGUCCAGCCAGCUUGCUUGUGGCAUGCGAAUGCAUAUAAAAAAUUGCCCGUUGGAUCAAUCAUGGGAACUGUCGUCGGUUGGGGAUUUAAUCACAACGAUCAACUAGCAAGCACUCUCCAUCAGGUGGUGCUGCCCAAAAUAUUAGAAAACCAUUGCAUUAAAAGUAAUACUGCUUUCUUCGGAUUGUUAUUAAACAACAGAAAAUUUUGCGCUGGAUAUAGAAACGGUACCUCAGCCUGCAAUGGAGACAGCGGCGGUGCUUACCAAGUAUUUGUCCCUGAUGUUACUGGGGACUCCUCAGCCAAUGCAACUGGGUCUUGGCACGUCCGUGGGAUCGUUUCUCUAGCCAUGUCGCGACCUAAUGAACCUAUUUGUGAUAACAGGCAAUACUCAUUAUUUACCGAUGUCAGUGCAUUCGUUGGAUGGAUAAAGACAUAUGUUAAGACUGAUAAUUAAUUUUAUCAAUGUAUUUAAUUAAAAUAUACGUUUUUA
Achroia grisella is the source of this 1490-nucleotide messenger RNA. RefSeq names its product chymotrypsin-like elastase family member 2A. NCBI's taxonomy places the organism in Eukaryota, Metazoa, Arthropoda, Insecta, Lepidoptera, Pyralidae. Gene Ontology annotation, biological process: proteolysis. The coding region runs from base 123 to 1454 and encodes 443 amino acids. Gene Ontology annotation, molecular function: serine-type endopeptidase activity. The record is from RefSeq and is a predicted model, not a curated record. The transcript has 7 exons.